This is a messenger RNA of Metarhizium album ARSEF 1941, 1317 nucleotides long. Its product is annotated as amidohydrolase. The transcript has a single exon. Gene Ontology annotation, molecular function: hydrolase activity, acting on carbon-nitrogen (but not peptide) bonds. The record is from RefSeq and is a predicted model, not a curated record. Lineage: Eukaryota; Fungi; Ascomycota; Sordariomycetes; Hypocreales; Clavicipitaceae. The coding region runs from base 1 to 1317 and encodes 438 amino acids.
AUGCGUGUACGGCCCAUUGUGCAGCAGCCAUUACGAAAUGAGCAUGAGUCGGCGGUGACCCUCAUCUCGGCUCAUUUGCUGAUCCCCGGCCGUGGCGAGCCCAUUCCCCGUGGAGGCCUGGCAUUCUGCGGCAGCAAGAUCGCAUGGGUGGGAUCAUUCUCAUCGCGACCCGACAAGUACCGCAACUUGCCGUUCACGACCGUCCCUGUCCUCAUGCCGGGCUUGUGGGAUUGCCACGUACACUUUCUGGGCAUAGACGUCGCCGCAUCGGUAACGUCUGGCAUCGUCGACUUCCUGCCCGGUGCGCCCGCGCUGGCGGGUGCCGUCGUGGCAGACGACCUUCGUCGCACUCUGGCCGCCGGCUACACGUCUGUCCGCGAGCUGGGCGGCUAUGGCGCCGAUGUGUGGCCUGGCAUCGAGUCUGGCGCGCUCGUCGGGCCCAACGUCUAUUCCUCGGUCGGUGCUUUGUCCAUUACCGGCGGCCACGGCGACAUGCAGAUGAUGCCCUUGGGGACGGUGGAAGCCGCCAUGGAGCACGGCAGUGCUCCCCUGGCCGUCUGCGACGGCGUCGACGAGUGCGUCAAGACCGUGCGCAAAAUGAUCCGCAGAGGGGCCCGCGUGAUCAAGGUGUGCUCGAGCGGCGGCGUCCUGAGCCUUCAUGACGACCCGGAAGACUGCCAGUUCUCUGACCAAGAACUGAAAGCCAUUGUCGACGAGGCGGCCCGCAGUCGCCGCGUCGUCGCUUCGCAUGCCAUUGGUAAGGCGGGCAUCAUGGCUGCCCUACGCGCCGGCGUCAAGUCCAUCGAGCAUGGCAUGUACAUCGACGAGGAGACCGCCGACGCCAUGGUUGCCGCAGGCGCAAUCUACGUGCCCACACAGCAUAUCAUCCGCGUCAUCACCACCGACUACCGCCACAAGAUUCCCCUGUCGAGUUUGGAAAAGGCCCUGGCUCUGGUCCAACAGUCCAAGGUGGCUUACAAGAUUGCCCUGCGCAAAGGAGUCAAGUUUGCACUGGGAACCGACGUGGGCAGCAGCGAUCCUCGUUCCAAACUAUCCCACGGCCAUAGUGCCCAUGAGCUGGUCUAUGCCGUCGAGCUGGGCAUGACACCCCGACAGGCCAUAGAGAGUGCCACGGCCAAUGGGCCAGAAACUCUCGGCGGAAUGGCCCCCUUGAGCGGCCAGCUCAGGGAGGGCUACGACGCGGACAUUAUCGCUGUCAGUGCAAAUCCGCUCGAUGACGUCUCCGUCUUGACGAAUCCCAGCAAUGUCACACACGUGUGGAAGGGUGGGAAGCUCUUCAAGCAGCCAUCGAGCUGA